AUGGGAGAUGAUGUGGCUGCUCCAGUGAUGCUCUCCCCCUCUCCUACUUUUGUCCCUCUGUCGAUCGUCGGGGAGGAGCCAGUGUCGUCUAUCGCGACUGCCACCGGCGUGCACCACAUGCUCGACGAAAUGUCCCAAAGGGUGGCGCCGGGAACGGGGAUCGGUGGUGCUGCUGUCGGUGUUGCGGUACAAGGAAGGAUGCGGGACAGGACGGCCAUCCGUGUGAGGCAGUCGGCGACGAGGGUUUGUGGCAUCAGGAGGAGCGCCUGCGACACCUCCAGAUUCAAGGUGUUGGCCCGCAACACCUUCAGAUAUUUUAAUCUAUGUGCGAGCGAGCGAGAGGCACACGCGCACAACCGCAUCUUGCUCGGCCGCCGCCGCCGCUCCCCGCCUCCGCCCAGUCGCUCCCAGCUCGCGCUCGGCCACCGCCGCUGGGCUCUCGCGCAUGGAGGCCGCCGCUGGAUAUCCUUCGGUCGCGGCCAUCGACCGUCGCGCCUCCCCUGCCGAGGCGCCGUCGAGCUGACCUGGACCAGACGGCCGCCGCCGCUCCAGUCUCCGGAGGAUCUGCUCCCGCCUCCCGACGCUCUCCUCUCCUCCGGUCCUUCCCGCUCCACCGCUCCCUGGCCCGGUCGUGGUCUCGUGGAACUGAAGAUGAAGAGGAAUGGUGACAUUAAGUCUUUUUUCCGGAAUUAUGAGGCAAAAACAAGAAAGGUUGCAGCCGAAGAGCAACCUGAACCUGAUAUUGAUCCACCUCCAGUCCAUUCGGAUGCAGAGAUUGGCAUUGAUAUUGAUCCACCUCCAGUCUAUUCCGAUGCAGAUAUUGACAUUGAUAUUGAUGAUGAAGCGCCACGGCGACCAUCACCCCAACAUCCACAUGCAAGGUCCUAUAAUAUUCAAAGGCUUCCACUUGAUCCAGGGGAAAGGAUUCCUAUUUCAGAUUAUGAUGUUAAUGGUCAAGACGAAGUUCGGAGACGGUACAUUGCAAAGAAUGCAGUCCAACCAUAUGCACACAACUUUGAAGUCAAGAAAAUGUAUGGUAAAAAUCGACACUUCAACUUUGUUUGGUUUGAGAACUACAAAUGGCUAGAAUAUAGUGUCAAAUAUGAGGCUACAUUUUGCUUUGUGUGUUAUUUGUUCAAAGGCAAAUCGAAUGGGGGGCCUAAGGGUGAUGCCUUUGUUAAAGGUGGUUGGAAAAAUUGGUAUAAGCCUGAUGCAUUAGACAAACAUGAGGGUGGUAUUAACAGUAUUCACAACAAAGCUCAAGAGAUCAUCAUUUGACUCCUAGUCAAAUGCGUGGGCAAGGAUAUGAUGGGGCAAGCAACAUGAAAGGGGAGAUUAAUGGGUUGAAAACAUUGAUCAUGAAUGAGUCACCCUCUGCCUAUUACAUCCAUUGUUUGGACAUCAACUUCAGUUGGUUCUUAUAGCCGUGGCUAAGGAAAAUGAACCAUGUUUGUGGUUCUUUGAUCAUGUUUCUUACUUGCUCAAUAUUGUUGGAGUUUCUUGUAAGCGCCAUGACAUGCUUCGAGAUGUUAGAGCUCAAAAGGUUUUGGAAGCACUUGAAAUGGGUGAGAUUGAAAGUGGAAGUGGGCUAAAUCAAGAGAUGGGACUAGCUAGACCCGGCGAUACUCGUUGGGGUUCUCAUUUUAAAACCAUUAUGCACAUUGUUAGCAUGUAUUCCACAAUCCUUGAAGUACUUGAUGCUAUUGGAAAAGAUCCUUCACAAAAACAUGACUGGACAAGAAUACGUGGAGUUGCUCAAGCCAUUGAAUCAUUUGACUUUGUUUUCAAUCUUCACUUGAUGCUUGUUAUUCUUGGCUAUACAAAUGAGUUGUCCAAAUCUUUGCAAAAGAGAGAUCAAGAUAUUGUUAAUGCAAUGACACUUGUUAG
Molecule: messenger RNA, 1887 nt
Organism: Triticum aestivum (bread wheat)
Lineage: Eukaryota; Viridiplantae; Streptophyta; Magnoliopsida; Poales; Poaceae
Exons: 4
Coding region: 1-1278 (425 amino acids)
Source: RefSeq, a predicted model, not a curated record